Messenger RNA from Penicillium digitatum Pd1, 603 nucleotides. RefSeq lists its product as uncharacterized. Lineage: Eukaryota; Fungi; Ascomycota; Eurotiomycetes; Eurotiales; Aspergillaceae. The record is from RefSeq and is a predicted model, not a curated record.
AUGGCUACUGAAGGAGCCUCUGGUCAGAGCAGUGCAGCUUCAGAUCAGGACACUGCCCAGCUGGUCAAAGAACACUCGCAUGCAUUCCAGAACAGAUUAAACACAACUGAAACGGACAGCCCACCUAUUCCCGAAACAGAAAACUCCGAUAUCUACAUCGACCCGCUGAAGGCAGAGGUAGGGCUCGAGGCACCUAAGCCCACCCCAGAAACCAAGCCGCCUGUAACAGAGCCCACAGGAUCUGCUCUCGGUAGUAUUCCCGUCGCCCGUAAAUCGCAAAUUCCAGUAGGGCCUAAGGAUGAAACGGUGGCAGGCGAGAAGCGUGAUAUUGAUUCAACUGUGACGCCUACUCCGGCUCUGACCGAGGACGAGGAGCAACAAAAGCCUGGACCGUCGGAUGAGCCCGAUUCCAAGAAGCCGAAGACAGGUGAAAAGCCUGUAACAGAUUCAAAUGGCAACACUGUUGCUCCGUCCAGCGCAAACAACGCAGGACAGAAGAAGGCUAGUCGGUCCAAGAAGGAGAAGAUCAAGGAUGCCAUGAACAAGGUAAUCCCAGGAGAUGGCAUUGGUAGCCGGACUCGCAGCCGGACAAAGGGUGCUUGA